Bipolaris maydis ATCC 48331 is the source of this 1928-nucleotide messenger RNA. RefSeq lists its product as uncharacterized. Gene Ontology annotation, molecular function: nucleotide binding; oxidoreductase activity. Gene Ontology annotation, biological process: NADPH regeneration. Gene Ontology annotation, cellular component: cytoplasm. NCBI's taxonomy places the organism in Eukaryota, Fungi, Ascomycota, Dothideomycetes, Pleosporales, Pleosporaceae. The record is from RefSeq and is a predicted model, not a curated record.
AUCGCGCUGCUUGGCGAUAUAUCUUCCGCCAUCUAGACAUGCAUUCAAAUGCCGAUGAGGCCAUGUGUCGGGUAUUGGUUACAGACAGCUCUUCAAAUUAAGCCCUCAUCUGGUCCCUCUUUUUUUUCCUCUCUCGAGUCCCUGGAUAGACUGAUACUGCUGGAGUUGCUGGAAUUGCCCACAAUUUCCUGGUCGGGCUAUCUAUUUCACCAUCAGAACAAACAUUCAUCAUGGCGCCGGUAGAAGUUCUCAUGGUCGGUACUGGAGAGUACACGACCGGAUUCGUCGGAGGCGGUGCCUCCAAAUCUGACAAAAAGGUUGGUGUCGUAGGUUUGACACUGUUUGACCUCCGAAGACGCGGCAAGGUGGGCAAACUGUCCAUGGUCGGCACAUCGGGUGGCAAAUUCCCUGCAAUCCGUGAGCAUCUGAAAAAGAACAUUUCCGAGGCAUACAACAAUCUGGACGUGUCUUUUGAGGAGUUUCCAAAAGAGGGCAAGACGGACCCAAAUGCCUACAAGGCGGCGAUUGAUGCGCUCCCAAAAGGCAGUGCGAUUACCAUCUUUACGCCCGACACCACUCACUACCCCAUUGCCCUUUACGCCAUUGAGCGUGGAAUCCAUGUUCUCAUCACAAAGCCCGCAGUCAAGUCGCUAGAACACCACCAGAAACUCCUCGAGGCAGCAAAGAAGCACAAUGUAUUUGUCUACAUUGAGCACCACAAGCGAUACGACCCUGCGUACGCUGAUGCGCGCUUCAGGGCACAGAAGCUGGGUGAUUUCAACUACUUUUACUCGUACAUGAGCCAGCCAAAGAGCCAGCUAGAGACUUUCAAAGCAUGGGCCGGUGUGGAUUCCGACAUUUCCUACUACCUCAACUCUCACCACAUUGACAUCAACGAGUCCAUGGUCCCUGGUUGGAAACCAGUACGUGUCAUGGCGAGUGCAGCAAAGGGAAUUGCUACCGGCCUGGGCUGCGAUCCUGCUACCGAGGAUACCAUCACAUUGCUCACCAACUGGGUGAAGAAAGAUGACCCGAGCAAAGUCGGAACUGGUGUCUACACAGCUGGCUGGGCAGCACCACAAAAGGCAGGUGUGCACUCAAAUCAGUAUUUCCAUUACAUGGCAUCCACCGGAGAAAUCCGCGUCAACCAGGCUAAGCGUGGUUACGACGUCACUGAUGACGAGACUGGCUUGCUGUGGUACAACCCAUUCUACAUGAAGUACGCUCCUGAUGAAGAGGGCAACUUUGCAGGCCAAAUUGGCUACGGAUACAUUUCAUUUGAAAAGUUUGUUGACGCCGUCAACAAGCUUAACGCGGGUGAAAUCACUCUCGAAGAAUUGGAUGCGCGGCCACUACCGACUUUGAAGAACACCAUUGCGACAACAGCCAUUCUGGAGGCCGGCCGAAGAUCUCUGGACGAAAACCGUCCUAUCGAUAUCAUUGAAGAAAACGGCGUCUGGUCGCUAAAGUAGAUCGCGCUGGUAUUUAUGUAGUAAAAUCCGUACUAUACUAUUCAUUGGAGCAGAACUUCCUCCACCACCAACCGAGUGGCCCCCCUGCUCCUACUCAUCCCUGCUUGACUCCAGCCAUGAAACACGCAAUUACUAUAUACAUGUAACCCCCAGAUCGGCGACAUGGUGCAGUGUAAGUAUCAUGGCGUAUUUUCCGGUCGCACUGACCCAUGCGUGAAUGGACUCCACUUUCACGACCGGGUUUUGAGCGAUCGCCGGAUCUGUCAGAUCCAUGCUAGGGCAAGCCCUUUUAGUGUCUCCCAACAACGUGGCGCCCUGCAGAACCCCUAGGAAGGGGCAUGCGAAGAUCGAAGCAAGAAAAAAAGCCCCCCGUUCGGACUGUCUUUAGCCUGUUCCCGCGACCGGACUCGGGUGAAUCCACUCCGACAGAACGGAUAGGCUAAUAUAUUUACUACC